AUGUUCGCUUCUCUUCCGUCCUCUUUCUUCCUCCUCUUCCUCCUCCUCCUCCUCCCCUCUUUUCUCUCUUCCGCCCGGGCCGAUCUCACCGUCGAGCCCUCCAACAGUCCCCACGAUAUCUCCAGUGUCCGCUACCAUCUACACAGCCACAUCAGCCUGCUUAACAACCAAACUCUCGCUCCAUUGACCGACGCCUUGACUAGCCUGUCAGACGCCCAACUCCAGGCAUUCAAUCUCACUGGUCCUGCGGUCGCUGUCACCCCCAGCAAUUCCUUCACGCUGCCCAAAUCAUCCAUUGCCUGUAUCUCCUGUGACCAAUCAGAAUAUGAACUGUCGGGUUUUGUGAAUGCCAGCAGCACCGUCAGCAACGUCAUCUCCUCGGGAAAGGCUCUAGCCAUCCUCCUCUACAGUGAAUCGGCCGGGCAUUGCGACUACUCCUCCGAUGAGAACUUCGCCAACGUUUUUACUCUGCUAAGUCCCGAUGCUGCCAAGGCCCUUCUCGAUUCCAUCGGCUCUUCUCUCAGCAUCCUCUCCGCCAUGUCGACGACGUACAUUCCAGCGGGCUCCACGGAUCCGCUCGGCGCCCAGCAGAAUAACGACAGCCCCAACACGGCGAUGAUCAUCCUCUACAGCAUCACGGGGAUCAUCACCGCGCUCUUCCUGGGGAUUAUUGUCACGGGCGCAGUGCGUGCCCAUCGGCACCCGGAACGAUAUGGACCCCGCCGGAUCGCCGGACGGGCACGGCAAAGUCGAGCACGAGGUAUAGCCCGAGCCAUGCUCGAAACGAUCCCCAUUGUCAAAUUCGGCGACAAUGAGGACAGCGUCGAGGCCGUCAAACGGGACGUGGAGAUGACCAUGAACCCCGACGAAUCGCCCCGGGAGCAUUCUCCGCCUCGGUCAGACAGUAUUACCGCGGUAGAAAUGACUGCACCAGGCGACCCCAGGCCGUCAACGCCCGAACAACCUUCCGACCGACCCCAAACUACCGCUCAUGAAUCCAAAACCGAUGUGGCCCCCGACGCGGGCAACUUCUCUUGCCCGAUCUGCACGGACGACUUCAUCAAGGGCCAGGACCUCCGCGUGCUGCCGUGCAACCACCAGUUCCAUAUGGAGUGCAUUGAUCCCUGGCUGGUGAAUGUGUCUGGCACCUGUCCUCUCUGCCGCAUUAACCUCAACCCGCCGCAAGCCGAAGAGAAUGCCGAGCAAGGAGAGGGCGAGACCGGUGAAAACACCAACACGGAGGCCACCCCCGAUGGUACCGCAACUCCGACGGCCGAUGCAACGCACCAUCACUCGCACCGACGGCUGACAACGCUCCUGCACAGCCACAGCCCUCUGAACGCGCGGCGCAUGCACGAGGCAACCGUCGAAGAGCGCCUCGCUGCGCUCCGACGGGUGCGCGAAGAGACCCAGGGCCAGAGCCAAGUCGAGGGAUCGCGCCCGAGUCGCAGCAGACUCACGACCCGUCUGCGUGACCGGUUCCGCAUUCGCACCCGCGCUCAUGGCAUCGAAGGUUCGUCUGGGGUGCAAACACCGGCUGAACCCGCCGUACCGGCCCCGACUCCCGCGGCCCCGACUCCCCCGGCGCCGGCUGCUGAGUCUGAGACAUGA
This is a messenger RNA of Penicillium riverlandense, 1611 nucleotides long. RefSeq names its product RING-H2 finger protein. NCBI's taxonomy places the organism in Eukaryota, Fungi, Ascomycota, Eurotiomycetes, Eurotiales, Aspergillaceae. The coding region runs from base 1 to 1611 and encodes 536 amino acids. The record is from RefSeq and is a predicted model, not a curated record. The transcript is spliced from 4 exons.